AUGUUCGUGUCGGAGAGGACGGCCGCAGCGAAGCCAGCGUCCCACCUUGUGCGCACGGCGAGGCAGACGGCCCUGACCUUCCCCCUGGCUUCCCGCGCCCUCCGCCCCUCACCACGCAGGACUGGCGAGUACCACCUCCGGGGCUGCAUCGGCUCUCUGCACUCUCGACCACUGAAUACUGGUGUCGCUGAUUUCGCCUUGGCGUCGGCAAGGGACAGGAGGUUCAAGCCGAUCACCUACAACGAGCUGGAAAGCCUGAGCUGUUCCGUCAGCUUGCUGCAUUCGUUCGAGGAAUGCGCUGCGUGGGAUGACUGGGUCGUGGGGCGACAUGGCAUCAUCAUCCGCUUCACCGCGGGCCACGGCGAGUUCUCUGCAACGUUCCUGCCAGGAGUUGCAGCGGAGCAAGGAUGGUCCAUAAAGGAAACGAUCGAACACUUGAUCCGCAAGGCCGGGUACCAAGGGCACAUCUCCAGCUCGUUGCUGUCGAACAUGCGUGUCACAAGGUACCAGAGCAGCAGCCACUCGAUGACACACAAGGAGUGGCUGUCAAGCAAGGACGAGGACGACAGCGUGCCUAGUGCACACACGCUGUCCACGGCCUCCAUGACGCCCCCCUAG
Molecule: messenger RNA, 618 nt
Organism: Pedinophyceae sp. YPF-701
Lineage: Eukaryota; Viridiplantae; Chlorophyta; Pedinophyceae
Source: the annotation of a GenBank genome assembly